GAUUCUAGUCUUAGCAGUUUGAAAAGAGAAGAGAAGAAAAAAGAGAAAAUGCAGAAAGAGAAAACCAAACCUGUCUCUCAGAAAGUAGAUAAAGAUAAAAAGAGGGAUAAAAAGAUUGAUGGGAAGGAAGGAAACGAAAAAGAACUGAAGAAGGAACCAAGGAGCGAAGAUAAUAUAAAACUCAAGAUAGGAGCAGGGAAGGAUCAGAAACCAUCCUGUAUCCUUCAGACUGGUUUACCUCGGCAGAAACUAGGAUCAGAUAAGAGAAGAAGUAGUAUGGAUACAGAAUCUAAAUUAUUCCGACAAAAAAAUCAAGAUUUUGACUUAAAUAUUCUGAAUUCUGCGGGUGGUCAAAAGGAAUUCAGUUCGUUAGAUGCAAACCUUGAAUUCACACAGUCUUCUAAGACUUCCUGUCGUCCAAUUAUGGAAGGAUUGGGAAAAGUUGAUCCUAAGAAACCAAAUCGAAUCUUCAAACAGGCGGAGGAAGGAAAGAGAAGAAAGUCCUUGGGUUGUACUGAGAGUGAGAGCAGUACUGUUAAACUGGUUUGUCAUUUCAUGCCCCGGAGAAGGUUUUCCAACGGAGCUGUAGAUAUUCUUAAAGAUAUCAUUGAAACCUUGGAUACAGAGUCAACUACUUUAGAACAAUCCUCGUUACAGAGAGAAUAUUCUCCUGCUGUUCUAGCCUCAGCUUCAGGCCCACGUCAUGAUCAUGAUCUGUAUCAAGAUCAUGAACAUUAUCGAGAUCAAGAUCAAGAGCGAGAUCAAGAAAACGAAAUAGAUUUUGGAAGUCUAUCAAGGAACUGAAUUCAUAUAUAUUUUUAAUCUAAAUUUCACACUCUGAAAGAAUGUGUACGAAAUUUUUUAAAAGUUGUUUUUUUCUCAACAUUUAUUUGC
Molecule: messenger RNA, 894 nt
Organism: Eurytemora carolleeae
Lineage: Eukaryota; Metazoa; Arthropoda; Copepoda; Calanoida; Temoridae
Exons: 6
Coding region: 49-804 (251 amino acids)
Source: RefSeq, a predicted model, not a curated record